Messenger RNA from Thunnus maccoyii (southern bluefin tuna), 1513 nucleotides. It is a transcript of the gene them4, whose product is annotated as thioesterase superfamily member 4. NCBI's taxonomy places the organism in Eukaryota, Metazoa, Chordata, Actinopteri, Scombriformes, Scombridae. Bases 297 to 1058 code for a protein of 253 amino acids. The record is from RefSeq and is a predicted model, not a curated record. The transcript has 6 exons.
UUGCAUGAAAGUCACCGGCAACUACAUAACGUAACCGCAGUGUGUAGCAGCUGGGCGUAUAUUUCAUUUUCCGACAUAGCUGAACACAAACGUGUGUUUAAAAACAUGCUUACUGUAACUUAUAAAGCAGCUCAGUAUCCAUUACAGCGGUAGUAGUUUGUUACGGUGCCAAAGCUAACGGCAGGUUUGUCUUAUAACCGUUAACUUCAAACGUUUAGCUUAUCGAACGCUGCCUCAAAAUACAGGCAGCUGUACAAGCUUUUACAUCAUCCUCGUUAUUUUAAACUGUGUAUAAAAUGGCAAGGAGCCUCGUAAGGAUAUUCAGGGUCUGUCAGAGCCUUGGCUCACUCCCAGCCAUUAAGUCUCAAUUCGCCCAUCCGGUUACCUGCGUGUCAUUCAGGACCAGUUUCAUACGGACCAUGGCGGCGCUGCCAUGGCCCUUUUCCUCCACGCCCCGGGAUUACAGCCUGCCUAACUCUUCAUGGAGCUCAGAAAUGAUGCAGUUGUAUGAGCACUACAACAGCCAGUGUGAGGUGGAAACAGAAGGUGGAGAGAAACAGAGAGGGCCAUGGAGGAGACUGCCAAGCUACAAUCGAUCCCUUAAGUAUGCUACAGGUGGAGUAUAUCUCAGUAAGAUCAUCCAGUCAAAGGCCCGUCUUUUUACCCGGAACAUCAAAACUGCAGGGGCAGCAUUUGAGUAUGUUAUGUUUGUUAACAAAGUGGAGCAGAGGUCUGUGUGCAUUUUCCAGGCUGGACACCUACUGGAAGGGCCACCAGGACAUGUCCACGGGGGGGCGAUAGCCACUAUGCUUGACUCUGUCACUGGGACUCAUGCUACUUACCUCUCUGGACCUGUUAUGACUGCCAACCUCAACAUCAAUUACCGCAGCCCCAUCCCACUGGGAAGUACAGUGUUGCUCGAAUCCUCCCUGGAUAAGAAGGAAGGCAGAAAAACAUUUAUUUCAUGUAAAGUGACCAGCACCGACGGCUCCAAACUGCACACAGAAGCAACAGCACUGUUCCUGUCAGUCAAUGUCAGCCACCUACUGGGAGUGUAACAAUAACACACCAGCACACCACCUACCCAGACACUGGGUGUCAGCAAAAUGAGGCCAUAACCAAUGUGUGUGUGUGAGUAUGUGUGAGUGUGUCAUUGGUUUGGAGUAGUUUUUUGUUAGUGUGGGUACAUAAGAGAUUAACUUCUCUAAAUAUAACAUAGCUGUUUUUUUGGGGGGGUUUUUUUGUUUUUUUUUAUUAAACCUUAAUAUUUAUGCAUCAGCUGGCCAAAAUGUUAUUACUAACAAACUGUACAGUUUCAUGAAGUACCUUUUACUUAACUACCUCUGCUUAGUAACUCAUCAACAGUACAUAUCUAAACAUUAUUUAUCAAACUAUGGGUUAUUUAUUGUAACUUUGCCAAUAUUUAUGGAGAUUAUUGCUCAAAAUGUACUGUACAUGAAUAUUUGGUUUCCUACAAUAAAGCCUUACCUAAGGGUAUUCUAAAUUAAACAAA